Molecule: messenger RNA, 438 nt
Organism: Funneliformis caledonium
Lineage: Eukaryota; Fungi; Glomeromycota; Glomeromycetes; Glomerales; Glomeraceae
Source: the annotation of a GenBank genome assembly
AUGAUAAUCAUAUCAGAUAUUAAAUCAACCUAUCUGAAAGGUUCACCGAAGAGUUUAGAAGAAGAAGGAGAACAUAAAGAAUAUAGAGAAUAUAGAGAAGAACAAAUAGAACAUGAAGAUAAUAUACCUCAAGCAUCAAGAAAAAAAUUAAAUUUAAAUAAUUCAUUAGUAAUUACUGGAAUGUUAGAAAAAGUAAUAGUUAAUUUAUAUAAUGCAAUGAAAUUAUAUUGGAAUAAUGAAAAAAGUGAGACUCUUAUUUUAGCAUUACUUGAUCCUCAAAUUAAAUCUUUUAAAUUUAUUGAUGAAGAAAUUCGCAACAAAACAAAAAAACUAUUGAAAAUUAAAUAUAAUGAACUUAAAAUUAAUACUUCAUCAACUAAUAAUACUACUAUUAUAAUAACAACAUCAGAACCAUCCAUAUUUUUGAUUUUUGAAUGA